Molecule: messenger RNA, 2412 nt
Organism: Tachyglossus aculeatus (Australian echidna)
Lineage: Eukaryota; Metazoa; Chordata; Mammalia; Monotremata; Tachyglossidae
Gene: DBN1
Product: drebrin 1
Exons: 15
Coding region: 101-2239 (712 amino acids)
Biological process (GO): postsynaptic actin cytoskeleton organization; positive regulation of axon extension; positive regulation of dendritic spine morphogenesis
Cellular component (GO): site of polarized growth; dendrite; cortical actin cytoskeleton
Molecular function (GO): actin filament binding
Source: RefSeq, a predicted model, not a curated record
GGAGGAGGCGGCGGCUUCUUCUUCUUCUCCCUCCUUCCUGCGCUCCGUCCUUCCCCGCCUCCCCGAGGACCCCCGAGCCCCCUCCCCCCCCGGCGUCCCCAUGGCCACUGUCAGCUUCAGCGGCCACCGCCUGGCGCUGCUGGCCGCCUACCAGGAGGUCAUCCGGGAGGAGAGUCCUGCAGACUGGGCUUUGUACACAUAUGAGGAUGAUUCCGAUGACCUCAAGUUAGCAGCCUCAGGAGGAGGGGGCCUGCAGGAGCUGUCAGGACACUUCGAGAACCAGAAGGUGAUGUACGGCUUCUGCAGCGUCAAGGACUCUCAGGCGGCGCUGCCGAAAUACGUCCUCAUCAACUGGGUUGGCGAGGACGUGCCCGACGCCCGCAAGUGUGCUUGUGCCAGCCACGUAGCCAAGGUGGCAGAGUUCUUCCAGGGCGUGGAUGUGAUCGUCAACGCCAGCAGCGUGGAAGACAUCGACGCCGGGGCCAUCGGUCAGCGGCUGUCCAACGGGCUGGCCCGCCUGUCCAGCCCCGUGCUGCACCGCUUGCGGCUGCGGGAGGACGAGAACACGGAGCCAGUGGGCACUACCUAUCAGAAGACGGAUGCAGCCCUGGAGAUGAAGCGGAUUAACCGGGAGCAGUUCUGGGAGCAAGCCAAGAAGGAGGAGGAGCUGAGGAAGGAGGAGGAGAGGAAGAAGGCCCUAGACGAGAGGCUGAAGUUUGAGCAGGAGCGGAUGGAGCAGGAGCGGCAGGAGCAGGAGGAACGCGAGAAGCGGUACCAGGAGCGGGAACAGCAGAUCGAUGAGCACAGGCGGAAACAGCAGAGUUUAGAAGCUGAAGAAGCCAAACAAAGAUUGAAGGAGCAGUCCAUUUUCGGUGAGCAGCGGGAGGAGGAAGAGGAGACGCAGCUCAAGAAGUCCGAGUCAGAAGUGGAGGAGGCAGCGGCCAUCAUCGCCCAGCGACCAGACAAUCCCCGCGAGUUCUUCAAGCAGCAGGAGAGAGUGGCCUCGGCUGGCGAUGCGCCCUCCCCCUUCAACCACCGGACAGCAGGUCGUCCACACUGUCCUUUCAUGAAGGCACCCGACAGCGGGCCGUCUUCCUCCUCCUCCUCUUCCUCGUCCCCUCCUCGGACUCCCUUCCCCUAUGUCUCCUGUCACCGCACCCCAAAUCUCUCUUCCUCUUUCCCAUGCGGCCAGGUGGACGGACACAGGAAGCCGCCCUCCUCUGCAGCCCGCAGCCCCUCCGCCUCCAGCGCGGCCUCCACGCCCGUCGGGGAGCCGCCGGAGAGGCCGCUGGAGGAGACGGCGAGCCAGACGUUUCCUAGGGAAUCCCCCAGCGUGAGCGGCGAGGCGGCAGAGGUGACUGAGGGGCAGCACUGGCCCUUCCCCGCUGAAGACCCCCAGGGGACAAAGCCAGAGGAGCCGCCGGGCGUGGCCAGUGGCCCCGAGGAGGAGCUGGUAUCCAUGGAGACCAAAGAUGAGGCCGAGCCCACUCCGCCCCCUGUGCCCCCUGCGCCCCAGGAGGAGAGCUCCAUGGAGCUGGGGGAGCCGGCGGAGACCCCCGCCUCCGAGAGUCUCAUCGACCUGUGGCAGAGUGAGAGGGCCCAGUCCUCGGCCGAAUGGGAGCUUCAGGCCGACCUGCGGGCCCCCACCCCGCCCCCCGGCCCCGAGGCCAUGUUGGUGGAGGCCUUCGCCCCGCCCCCUGAAGCCCCCCCCAUCAUCUUCACCCCCGGGGUAGCGGCUGAACCGCCCCCUCCCACCAUCGCCCCGCUGGAAGAUGGCAGCGGCGGUGGAGGAGGCGGCAGUAACCUUCUGAACUUUGACGAGCUCCCGGAGCCGCCCGCCACCUUCUGCGACCCCGAGGAGCCUGGCGAGGAGCCCGGUGAGGAGCCCGGCGAGGAGUCUGCCGAUCUGAUCGCCUCGGAGGGCUCUCAGCCCGUGGCCCUCGGCUACCAGCCGGUCCCGCAGGAGGCCGCCGGGGUCCACCCGCCGCCCUCAGACCUGGAGGAGCUGGAGCAGGAGUCGCACCUGCUGACCAACGGCGAGACCGCCCAGAAGGAAGGCACUCAGGCCAGCGAGGGGUAUUUCAGCCAAUCGCAGGACGAGGAGUUUGCCCAGUCGGAAGAACUGUCUGCUAAAACCCCGCCGCCUGUGUUUUACAACAAGCCUCCAGAGAUCGAUGUCACCUGCUGGGACACAGACCCGGUGCCUGAGGACGAGGAGGGCUUCGGGGGCAACGUCUAGCCCCCUCCACCCCCGUCCCCGACCCCCUCCGCGACCCCUCCCCUCUCAAGGCAGACACCACGCGAAGGCCGGCCGGCCCCCUCGCGCCUGCACCCACAGUAUUGCUGCUCCACGGUCACUCUGGACUCUGCCGGUUGUCGUCCUGGGGCAGGGGCACCCCCUUCCUCCCGGGG